AUGGAUGCUCUAACAAAUGAGUAUUAUUUCCCACUCUACUCAGCACUUGGAUAUUUCACUCUUGUCUUUGGACUUGGAGAAAUUUCCAGAAUUCUAACAUCUAAAUAUGUGUCAUCCCGUGGAAAUGCCCAACUCUUCUUGUAUGAACUGAUUGGAACUAUCCAGAUGUGCACUUGUGUUUAUGAAAAUGGAAUCAUCUUCAAGAACUACGGUUUCCCAGCCAUUUUCCUCUGCGUCGGACUCCUUCUUACGGCUGGUGGCAUCUUCAAUCGUGAUGCCUGGACAAAUUGCGCUCCAAUUUUUGAGCAAUUCAUUUUCGGAAAUCUUGGAUCAUCGAAAUUCGUUACCAUUCUGUCUGCACAACUCAUCGGAGCCGCGUUUGCAUCCAAAGUUGCUUACCUCAUCUGGAAUUUGACCGCUCCAUAUUCAGCUGCCCAUUUGGAGAACGCCAGCAAUUUGGAUUGUGUUUUGCAUUACAAGCAAUCUGCUGGAAUCGUCAUUGGAUUUGAAAUCAUCGGUGCUUUCGUCGUUCGUGUCGUCGUUUCCCUUCUUUUGAACCGCCCAGCUUUAAUCAAACUCAUUCCAUUUGCCAUAUCUGCUUACCUAACCCUCGCUCUCUACAUCGUUGGAGUACCCGGACUCAACCCGAUCGUCGCCACUGCCCGUUUAUACGGAUGCCAAGGAAUUGACAAUACUUCAUUCAUGAUUUUGUAUUGGUUCUGCCCUGUUCUCGGAUGGCUUGCCGGAGCCUACUUUGUCGGACAAAAAGGACCAGUAAAGAAGACAGCCAAAGAAGUGAAAGCAGCCAAAAAGGAGAAGAAGGCUGCAGCAGCUGCUAAGAAAUCCGAUUAA
Molecule: messenger RNA, 852 nt
Organism: Caenorhabditis briggsae
Lineage: Eukaryota; Metazoa; Nematoda; Chromadorea; Rhabditida; Rhabditidae
Gene: Cbr-aqp-10
Product: Protein CBR-AQP-10
Exons: 6
Coding region: 1-852 (283 amino acids)
Cellular component (GO): cytoplasm
Molecular function (GO): channel activity
Source: RefSeq, a predicted model, not a curated record